Messenger RNA from Sapajus apella (tufted capuchin), 1786 nucleotides. RefSeq names its product centromere protein M (gene CENPM). Bases 95 to 562 code for a protein of 155 amino acids. The transcript is spliced from 6 exons. Lineage: Eukaryota; Metazoa; Chordata; Mammalia; Primates; Cebidae. The record is from RefSeq and is a predicted model, not a curated record.
CACGUGCCCCCAGGCCACGCUCUAGGGGCGGGACUCAGGGCGGUUUGAAAGGUCGGCGCGCAACGCAACAGCGGCGGUCGGCCUUGCUGCUGAGAUGUCGGUAUUGAGGCCACUGGAUAAGCUGCCCAGCCUGAACACAGCCACCAUUUUGCUGGUGGGCACGGAGGAUGCUCUUCUGCAGCAGCUGGCGGACUCGAUGCUCAAGGAGGACUGCACCUCCGAGCUGAAGGUCCACUUGGCAAAGUCCCUCCCUUUGCCCUCCAGUGUGAAUCGGCCCCGAAUUGACCUGAUCGUGUUUGUGGUUAAUCUUCACAGCAAAUACAGCCUCCAGAACACAGAGGAGUCCCUGCGCCAUGUGGAUGCCAGCUUCUUCUUGGGGAAGGUGUGUUUCCUCGCCACAGGCGCUGGACGGGAGAGCCACUGCAGCAUUCACCGGCACACCGUGGUGAAGCUGGCCCACACCUACCAAAGCCCCCUGCUCUACUGUGACCUGGAGGAUGGAGCCAGCAGACCCUGCUGUGGCCAACCCAUGAGGCAUGAGAGAAAGAAGAGUCCUCCCUGACUCUGAAGGUUUUGGUGCUGACUGGAAGGACAGAGUUGUCUUUGGCUGAGAUGGGGAAACCUGCAGGAAGAGCAGGUUUUACGGGGCUUCAGGGGCUCUGUUUUGGGCAUGCUAAAAUUAAGGGGUCUGUUAGCCACCUAGGUGGAGAAAUCAAGUAAACAGCUGCAUACAUGUUUGCAUUCACAGGGAAGACCUGGAGGUGUACUUUGGGUGUUAAUAGCAACUAGGUGGUUUUAAAGGCACAGAACUGGAGGAGGUCACCUGAGGACUGAGUGUGGGAGAAGAGACUGAAGGACCAAGCUCUCGAGCCCCAGCCUAUAGAUGUUGGGAAAAGGCGAGGGAGCCCCCUGUGUGGGGGAGGAACCCUGGGUGAGCAUGGGGGUCUGGGAGCCAGGCAGAAAAAGCAUUUCAAGGAGGGAGUAAACAGCAGUGUUCGACUCUGCCAAUGGCGCCAGUGUGGUGAGGACUGAAAUGCUGCCGCUGGGUCUCAUACCAAGGAGGUCAUGCUGACAAGUGGUAGGAGUAAGAGCAGGGUAGUUGAGGAUGCCUUGGUCUCUAGUGCUCCAGUUUCAGUGGGUGGCGACACCCCAGCCUGCCCCCAGCUAUAGAGGAAACAGAGGUGAGAUGCUUCUGCGGCUGCCUGUUGGCCAGGGGAAGACACUGAGCAGCGUCAUGUUCUUCAAACGAACGCGUCCAGAGCAUCUGUGCCCAGGCCUUGGGCAAUCUUGUCCCCCUCUGGCCCCACAGCUCCCCUAAGGCCAUUCCUUUUUGAUGGCACCUUCUUAUCCAUGGUGAGGGCCACCUGCUGUCCCUCCCUCCUUCGCAUCCCUGUGAGCAUCUUAUGCUCCCUGGUCUUGAGCCUUUGGGGCUCCUGCUGCCCAGGUGUUGGUUGGAAGCAGCCCUGGUUCAGAGCUCAGCUCUGCAGUCACUGUGUGACCCUAGAAAGUUCAGUCGACCUAGCCAGCCUGAGCCUUCAUUUCCUCUUGAACAGGAGGUCGGGCUCUGGAUGUCUCGGGAGGUGGUUUGAAGGAUUGGGGAAGCCAAAGCAGUUGGAAGCUACUCUGAGGUGUGGCAUGAAUGAGGGUGUGGCCAUGAUGGGCAGUGGUGCCCUGAGCUGCCCCUGAGUCUCUGCCCCCAGCCCUGCUCUGGCAGCCCCUGCAGCUGCUCUGGGCAAGGGAGCAGGGCCAGCUGCUGAGUUCUGUCUCACCGCUGUUCUCUGCUCUC